CAAAUGGAAGUUCAUGGGAGGCGACGAAAACGAAGUCGCGCCGACAUGCGGCCGCAAGGGCGGUGUCGGCGUCCCCCCUGACGCACCCGUGUGGGCAUCGCGGCCACACGAGUGCGGAGCGGCCUCAUGGCCAAAGCUGGCGACGAGGACUCCAAGAACGCUGCCAAAGUAGUAUCCGAGCCCAACAUGACGUACGUCGAGGAGAACGCCGACCUGCGGGCGCUCAUCGAUACGGUGAGCAGGUCGCGACCACCGGAAGGCGACACCACCCGCAUGCUGCUCGGCCAGUACGAGACUGCCUUCCCCGAAUUCAAGCGCUCCACGCAGAGACUUCCUUCUACCCUGAGGCGGACGCCAGGGGAUCGCUCCCUGGACCUGGACGACGUAAACGAAGUGAAGAUUGGCAUCGAGAAGCGGCUCGAUGAAGAAACCAUCGACAACGAGCAUUCCUUCACGCGGAAAAUUGACGGCGAGCAACGGAAACGCAUUGCCGAGAGUCAGUGCAAAAAAUCUUCGUUCCAGGACAACACGAGCGUGCCGGGAGCGGGUGCCGCGUCGGUGCCACCGCUGCAGUUGGGCACGCUUCGGCGCGUCAAAAUGACCAAGAAGCGCACCGUCCAGGGCAAGACCACCAUCAACCGGACCACGACGCGCAAAGAAGAAGAGCGCAGCAUGACGUCGCCCACGGGGGAGACCGACUGCCGCCGGAACGUGGACGAGUCGAGCACCACGGCCGAGAACGCCGAGACACACGAAGAGGAGCUCGUCGAGACGUACGACGAUGAUGACGCCGCGCUGUAGCAGACUGGGCACGCCGGCAUUUAGUCAGUAUCACGCAACGCACGGGAGCGAUCGAGCACGGUGACACGUCUGAAACGCUCACAGUGGAGAAAAAGGGGGAGGGGGAGUCAGCGGCGCGACUUCUCCGAGUUUAUUCAGGGAAUUGUAACUACAUACUAAAAUGUUAUAUUAUAUAAACGGGAUGAGUACUUGAUGUUCAGAUUUGGCAUCACUUCGCUCCUCUUCACGGCUGCUUUUUAUUGAGGUAGCCUUACCUAGCAGUGAGAAAGUCCAGGGGCGCAAUGUUUGCUCGAGAAAGUAACGAAAGUGAAGAAGAAUAUAAGUGGUCGCAAUGGUAAGCUUCUCGGGGCAAUGGUGAGUUUCAAAAACAUGUCUACUGGCGGCGAAAACGUCCCGUGAGGGUUAGCAAACUGUCCGAAUUUUUGGCAUACUUGGUUGAGUCAAGUAAUGCCUCUGGAGGAUCAAAUUACAAAAACCAUAAGACUGAUAACAGACUAGAAGCCCAGACUCUUAUCUGAACCUGACAUGUAGACGCCAUGUUCUUCAUUUUGAUAUCAUCGCGGCUCAAGACUAUUCUGUCUGUUUCUUCGAGGCUUUAAAUAUGUUGCAGUCUUAAUGGGGUAUCGUACCUAAACUGUAAGCGAGGGCUGACACAGGGAAGAAAUAGCUUCGUAAUAAGUGACUGGUGCAAAAAGCUACUGCAGGAGCCUGCUAGCUAAAGUAUACUACAGUGCCUGCACUGUCUAGGCUCAAAUCAAUCCAAAUGCCCUCCAACUUCCCCUCCCCCUGUUUUUUCCAACGCGAGUUACCGCAUGUCACGUAACACAAAGCCUUAUUCCUUCGUGGUUUCCAUGAAUAACCGCGACGUUCUGCAGCAUGACCUUGGGGACUCUGGCUCAAACCCGCCUGCGCUUGUAUAAUGGACGAUGGUCAAGCAUCAAGAUUUGGUGCUUGCAUUGCAAGCAUUUGCUGUCCUAAAGUGCAAAUGAGAGGAACUUCUAUAAGAUCACUGCUUUUCUCCAACAGGACGGCAAAUGUGAUGCGACAUGGCCAAGUACUAGGGCGGAGAAAGUCUUUGGUAUGGGCGCUGUAAAAUUCUACAAGACGGACGUACUUAACCGAGGAGCGAAUAAUAUAUAAUCGAGGAACGAGUAAACACUUCUUAGGGCUAA
Molecule: messenger RNA, 1973 nt
Organism: Dermacentor albipictus
Lineage: Eukaryota; Metazoa; Arthropoda; Arachnida; Ixodida; Ixodidae
Source: RefSeq, a predicted model, not a curated record